GUUACGGUAGUUGUCCUUUGUUUUUUAGGUCUUCCAACAGGUCCAUGAAAACUGAAAAGGCAGGGAAGCCGCGCAAUUUGUUUGCCUCUCUCCGUCUCAUUGUAUGCCGCCCUCUUAUGUUCUCAAAAUCCACUCGCUCUGUUCUCCUUUGACCUUGUCAACUUCACAUUCCUCAUCCCUCGAGCAAAUGAUCUCCAUGGCAUCCGUUUCCCCAACACGCAUCUCUCCACACUCCCAUCCUCGCUCCCUUGAAAACCCAUUACUCACUCUCUUCGAAAAUUGCAAGUCCAUGGACCAACUCAAGCAAAUCCAUUCCCAAACAAUCAAAACAGGGUUGACAUCAAAGCCGGUUGUACAAAAUAAAAUUGUAUCCUUCUGUUGUACGCAUGAAUCUGGCGAUAUGAGCUAUGCCCGUUACAUGUUUGACACCAUUCCUGAACCAAGUGCGUUCAUUUGUAACACCAUGAUAAAAGGCUAUUCUAGGAUUCAUCUGCCUGAAAAUGGGAUUUCUAUGUACUUGGAAAUGUUGAGAAGGAAUGUCAAGCCUGACCAUUACACUUUCCCGUUCUUGUUAAAGGGUUUUACACAUGAUAUUGCAUUGGCAUGUGGGAAACAGUUGCAUGGUCAUGUAGUGAAAUAUGGGUUUGAUUCUAAUAUGUUUGUUCAAAAUUCUUUUGUACAUAUGUACUCUUUGUGUGGUCUGAUUGAUAUGGCUCGUGGUGUUUUUUAUUCGAGUCAGAUAAGGGAUGUGGUUACUUGGAAUGUAAUGUUAUCUGCAUACAACAGAAUUAAACAAUUUGAUGAAGUACGGAGGCUUUUUUAUGAGAUGGACAAAAAGGGAGUGUCGCCCACUUCAGUUACCCUUGUUCUAGUGCUAUCAGCUUGCUCCAAAUCCAAGGACUUAGAUAUUGGCAAGCGGGCUCAUGAGUAUGUCAAAGAAUGCAAGGUUGAACCCAAUUUGAUAUUGGAAAAUGCUUUGAUUGAUAUGUAUGCAGCUUGUGGAGAAAUGGAUCUUGCGCUUGGGAUUUUCCGGAACAUGAAGACCAGGGAUGUGAUUUCUUGGACUGCCAUUGUUGCAGGGUUUGCCAAUGCUGGAGAAGUUGAUUUAGCUCGGAGGUAUUUUGACCAGAUGUCUGAAAGAGAUUAUGUUUCAUGGACUGCCAUGAUUGAUGGGUACCUUCGGAUGAACCGGUUCAAAGAGGCUUUGACACUUUUUCGUCAGAUGCAAACUUCAAAUAUAAGACCGGAUGAGUUCACCAUAGUCAGUGUUCUAACUGCUUGUGCACAUCUUGGGGCACUUGAAUUAGGAGAAUGGAUAAAGACAUAUAUUGAAAAACACAAGAUCAAGAAUGACGUGUAUGUAGGAAAUGCUUUAAUAGACAUGUACUUUAAAUGUGGAAACGUGGAAAAAGCGCAAGGGAUUUUUAAGGAGAUGCCUCGGAUUGAUAAGUUUACAUGGACAGCGAUGAUUGUUGGUCUUGCCAUUAAUGGGCUUGGUGAAGAAGCUCUGGAUAUGUUCUCUGAAAUGCUAAAAGUUAGAAUAGCACCAGACGAGAUAACUUACAUUGGUGUUCUAUGUGCUUGUACUCACACGGGCAUGGUAGACAGUGGAAAAAGGUUUUUUGCUAGCAUGACCACCCAACAUGGGAUUAAGCCCAAUGUCGCACAUUAUGGGUGCAUGGUUGAUCUUCUUGGCCGAGCUGGACAUCUAAAAGAAGCUCAUGAAGUUAUAAAGAAUAUGCCAAUGAAACCAAAUUCAAUUGUCUGGGGGGCACUUCUUGGUGCAUGUAGAGUACAUAAAGACGCAGAAAUGGCUGAAAUGGCAGCCAAACAGAUUCUUGAGUUAGAGCCUGAAAAUGGGGCUGUUUACGUUCUAUUAUGUAAUAUAUAUGCAGCUUGCAAUAGAUGGGAAGAUUUGCGUGAAGUAAGACAAACAAUGAAGGAUAGAGGAAUCAAGAAAACCCCAGGUUGCAGUUUGAUAGAGAUGAAUGGUAUCGUCAAUGAAUUUGUGGCUGGAGACCAGUCACAUCCUAAAUCUACAGACAUCUAUUCAAAGUUAGAUGAGAUGACAAGAGACUUGAAAAUUGCAGGGUAUUCACCUGAUACAUCAGAGAUUUCCCUUGAUGUAGGGGAAGAAGAUAAAGAGAGUGCACUAUACCGGCAUAGCGAAAAGUUGGCUAUUGCCUUUGGCCUUAUUAGUUCAGGACCUGGGGUCACAAUUAGAAUCGUGAAGAACCUUAGAAUGUGCGUGGAUUGUCACCGUGUGGCAAAGCUGGUGUCAAAUUUGUACAACAGAGAAGUAAUUGUUAGGGAUAAAACUCGAUUCCAUCAUUUCAGGAACGGUUCAUGUUCAUGUAAAGAUUAUUGGUGAGUUUGCGAAAUUGGCAGACUGUGAAGCGUUGAGUAGUCUUCUUGCUCCGUAUAUCAUCUGGCUUUGAAGAGCAACAGAGCAUCAAUACUUUCAGGGGAUUCUGUACCAUGAAGAGACAAAUUACAAUAUUAUAAGCUGGCAUUUGUAAAGGACUACAAUUGAGUUUUUUUUAGCAGAAAAGCCUAUUUAUUUUGUAGUCGGAUACAAGCAUAUUAAAAUCUAUUCGUGCCUAGUUUUAUUUUAAA
Molecule: messenger RNA, 2616 nt
Organism: Juglans microcarpa x Juglans regia
Lineage: Eukaryota; Viridiplantae; Streptophyta; Magnoliopsida; Fagales; Juglandaceae
Product: putative pentatricopeptide repeat-containing protein At3g15930
Exons: 1
Coding region: 104-2371 (755 amino acids)
Biological process (GO): RNA modification
Molecular function (GO): protein binding; zinc ion binding; RNA binding
Source: RefSeq, a predicted model, not a curated record